Alnus glutinosa is the source of this 2689-nucleotide messenger RNA. RefSeq names its product pentatricopeptide repeat-containing protein At1g66345, mitochondrial. The record is from RefSeq and is a predicted model, not a curated record. NCBI's taxonomy places the organism in Eukaryota, Viridiplantae, Streptophyta, Magnoliopsida, Fagales, Betulaceae. The coding region runs from base 515 to 2167 and encodes 550 amino acids. The transcript has 3 exons. Gene Ontology annotation, molecular function: protein binding.
UCCAUUUUCUCCCCCCAAAUCUUUCCCUCUUCCCUCCCUCCAUCUCCUCCCUCGACCCACCAACCGUCACCCACGAGCUUGCAACCGGCUCGUCCAUUUUCAGUUCUCUAGCCUAAAAGGCACCGUGCGUUUCUCCAUCCACAAUACAACAUGAUAAAUCAAAAGAAAAAGUGGAAUAAAAACUGAGAAGACCUUGCGGUGGCUGGGCUCGUUGGCAACAGUAGUUGGGCUGGGCUCGUCGUGCUAACAGUGAAUGGGUUGUCGGAGUUGUUGGAGUUGUACAGGAACGCAUGGUACCUUUUUUCCGGAGAUCUAGAGUCGUUGGAGAUGUAUGUACUGAUGGCAGUGGUCGACGGUGCUCAACUCGUGGGUGGCUGUCGGUGGGGUGGAGGGAGAAGAGAAAGAUUUGGGUCCAAAAUUUUUUUUGGGAGAAAUGGAUUGGCUUCUGUGUUGUGAUGGACGACACAGAGCUCUCAAAAAUUGAUUCUGAGGUGAAUCCUUGAUAGCAAAAGUCAUGCUUCUUCUGCGUCGAAUUAUUCCGUCCUUGGUCUCCAAAUCAGUCAAACAUUCUAGCAGCCUAUGUGUUCAUAUUCCUCAGUCAUUUGAAGCUAAAUUCAUCCAUAGUGACAUAAAAGCAGAAUGUGAUACAGUAGUCAAUUCCAUAUGUGGUUCCUUCAGGAGGGGCUGGAACUGGGACAGUCUGACUAAACAAUUUGAUUUUGUUCAAUUAAAUGAUUUGAUUGUUGAGAAAGUACUGCUAGAGUUAAAGGAACCAACUGAUGCAAAAAGGGCUCUGGCUUUUUUCCAUUGGUCAGCACGAAGGAAAAACUUCGAACAUGGUAUUCAGUCGUACUGUAUCACAAUUCAUAUUUUGGUUCGUGCCCGACUGCUUAUGGAUGCUCGAGCAUUGCUUGAAUCAAUUUUGAAGAGAAGUGUAGAGAAUUCUGUGAGUUUUUCAGUUGUGGAUUCUCUACUUAGCAGCUAUAAGAUUACUGCUUCGACUCCAUUUGUGUUUGAUUUGUUAAUACAGGCUUAUGCUAAACUAAGAAUGUUUGAGAUUUGCUUUGAUGUUUGUUGCUAUUUGGAAGAACAUGGGUUUUCUUUAAGCCUUGUAAGUUACAACACUUUGAUUCAUGUUGUUCAAAAAUCUGAUCAAGUUCCUUUAGUUUGGAAGAUUUACGAGCAUAUGCUUCAGAAAAGAACUUACCCAAAUGAAGUAACAAUCAGAACCAUGAUAGGUGCAUUGUGCAAGGAAGGGCAGUUGCAGAAAUAUGUCGACAUAUUGGAUCAGAUCCAUGGGAAGAGAUGUUAUCCUUCAGUGAUUGUUAAUAGCACUUUGAUCUUAAGGAUUUUAGAGGAGAGAAGAAUCGAAGAUGGUAUGGUAUUAUUAAAGAGAAUGUUGCAAAAGAAUAUGAUUCUUGACACAAUUGCUUAUUCACUAAUUGUUCUUGCUAAAAUAAAACUUGGGAAUUUGGAGUCAGCAUACGAGGUGUAUGAAGAAAUGCUUAAAAGAGGUUUCCAAGCAAAUCCUUUCAUCUACACGUUGUUUAUAGGAGCCCAUUGUAAAGAGGGCAGAAUAGAAGAGGCACAUUGCUUGAUGCAAGAGAUGGAGAAUAUGGAUUUGAAGCCAUAUGGCAAGUCUUUUGAUCUUCUCAUUGAGGGGUGUGCUAAAGCGGGAAAUUUGGAAGAAAGUGUAAGAUAUUGUGUGAAAAUGUUGGAAAGGAGACUUGUUCCUAGUUGUUGGGCGUUCAAUGAGAUGCUUGGAAAGCUCUGUGAGAAUGGGGAUGUGGAGCAGGCCAAUGCAAUAUUAACUAUUUUGUUAGAUAAAGGGUUCUUGCCUAAUGAGGUCACAUACUCUCAUCUGAUUGAAGGCUAUGGAAAAAAUGGUGUGAUUAAUGAAGUUCUCAAACUCUACUAUGAAGUUGAGUCCAGAUCACUGUCACCUGGAUUAUUGGUCUAUACAUCAUUGAUUAAGAGCCUUUGCCUCUGUGGGAAAAUAGAGGAAGCAGAAAAAUAUUUGAGAAUUAUGAAAGAACGUUCGCUAGUUCCAACUGUGUGCAUUUAUGACACAUUGAUUGCAAGCUACUCUAAUAGAGGUGAUAGAACAAAGGCUCUUCACCUUCAGAAUGAAAUGAUUUCGCAAGGACUACAGCCUAGUUGCUCAUAAUUUCCUGGUUAAAAUGCAGGGAACAUUGAAGACUAGCUUAUUUGAGUAGGCAAAGUUAGAGUCCACUCAAUAUGGAAGAGUGACUUGUGCUGACUCUAAACAACUUGCUCUGGCAAUUAACAAUUUUUACCACUGACCUCAAAUAAAAUCGCACCAGCUUAAGUUGGCCAUGCAAGUUGUACACGAGGAAAGGAUUGUACAUAAAAGGGAAAGUCGAUGGAAACAUGAAGGUUGGUUUUUGUUGUUCACGAUCGGGUUUGUACUGACCUCUAUAGAUGGCAAUCUGAGGUUUCAAACGGGAAUUGCAUGAUAAAGAGGAAGAUAACCAACCAGACCUGCAAACUUGAGUGUGCAUUUCUGCAUUUUCGCAGAGUGGACCAAGUGUAACUGAUUUCCUCAUUGUUUACCCCAUAACUUUCUUCACCUUUGUCUACCACUUUUUCUCUAUAUUUAUGUAUCUGCAUACUUAAAGUUGUGAUUAUUGGCUUUGUUUGCCUCUGAAAUGUAUGGUUUUCUAAGAAA